UUUACGCAAAGAGAAAGCACCACUACUGGUCACAAGCAAAACCCUAAACCCCUCUCUCUCUCUCUCUUUCUCUCUCUCUCUCUCUCUCUCGUGCGAUUGACUCCGAACGACUGAGGCUUGGAAGAUGGCGUCUGAUGUGCAAGAAGCUGAGGAGCAACAACCGCCAUCCCAGAAGAUACAAAUAUUCCCUACCACUACCAAUGUUAUCUCCCCCUUCUGGAGAGAGAAAUAUGAAAGAGAAGCUAAGAAGUAUUGGGAUAUCUUUUACAAACGGCAUCAAGAUAGAUUUUUCAAAGAUCGGCACUACUUGGACAAGGAAUGGGGCCACCAUUUCUCUGGAUCAGCAGGAAAAGUAAUUCUGGAGGUUGGCUGUGGAGCUGGAAACACUAUAUUUCCCUUGCUCGCUACAUAUCCAGAUGUGUUUGUUUAUGCAUGUGAUUUCUCACCACGUGCUGUUAACUUGGUUAAGAUGCAUAAAGACUUCAAAGAAUCCCGAGUGAGUGCAUUUGCUUGUGAUUUGACAGUUGAUGAUCUGAGCAAGCAGAUUUCUACAUCUUCGAUUGAUAUAGUAACCAUGAUUUUUGUGCUAUCUGCAGUCUCCCCGGAGAAGAUGCCUUUAGUGUUGCAGAACAUUAGAAAAGUUCUCAAGCCAAAUGGUUAUGUGCUGUUUCGUGAUUAUGCUACUGGUGACCUCGCUCAGGAAAGGUUUACUUCCAAGGAUCAACAGAUUAGUGAAAACUUUUAUGUCAGGGGUGAUGGCACUCGAGCUUUCUAUUUUUCCAAUAUGUUCUUGACAAGUUUAUUUGAAGAAAAUGGAUUUGUUGUUGAAGAACUUGGUUUGUGCUGCAAACAAGUUGAGAACCGCUUGAGGGAGUUGGUAAUGAAUCGGCGUUGGAUUCAAGCUGUUUUCCGCCUUUCAGAUGAUUUAAAUUCUUCUUCCAGUAUGGAAGCUGCACUUAAGAAAGAAUUUCCUGGUCAAGAGUAUAUUCACCCUAAAGUUGAGGAGAUCACAGUUAUGGGGCUUGUAGAUAAUUCUGAGGUUGACAUAUCUGAGGGUGUGGCAGUUGAUAUGUUUGGAAUUUCACCUUCAAAUGAUAAUGAGAUUAUUGAGGUCAACCUUAGAGGAUCUAACUACAAGAUUAAAGUACUGUCCAAAGAGUAUCAACACACGUGCAAAUCAACUGGCUUGAUGCUGUGGGAAUCAGCUCGUUUGAUGGCUUCUGUACUAGCAGGAAAUCCUACUGUUGUUGCUGGGAAAAGGGUGUUAGAGUUGGGGUGUGGCUGUGGAGGCAUCUGCUCUAUGAUUGCCGUUGGAUCUGCAGACCUAGUAGUUGCCACUGAUGGCGAUACAAAUGCUCUUGACAUGUUGACCCAAAAUAUCACUUCAAAUAUUAAGCCACCAUUUCUUUCCAAACUGAUCACGAAGAGACUACAGUGGGGGAACAGGGACCACAUAGAAGCCAUCAAAGAAAUAAAUAAUGGAGGUUUUGAUGUGAUCAUUGGCACAGAUGUGACUUAUAUUCCUGAAGCUAUUUUGCCCUUGUUUGCAACUGCAAAGGAAUUGAUUUCAUCGAAAGGAGCAUUAAUUCUUUGCCAUGUCUUGCGCCGAGUAGAUGAGCCAUCUAUACUUUCAGCCGCGUUCAAAUUUGGUUUUAGGCUGGUUGAUCAGUGGCCUGCAGGAACUCCAAAUGAUCCAUCUAAUAGCAUUAUAGGUUCUUGGUUCUCGGAGAAUGUUUCCGAGCAUAUUCCAACUACGGCGUUGAAUAUAAUGUACUUCCUAACAGAGUGAAGUCAUCGGGGAUUCAUGGGGCUUCUAAUUCUAUGAAGUAAUUUGUCUGUUAUCAUAAGGAAUAAGGGUUUUCCAUUUCCCUGGAACAUGAGUUUAUUCAUAUUAUUUUCCCAUUUCAUUUCCCUAUGAAUUCGUACUAGUAAGAGAAGUAUGAAUACUAUGUAUCGCUGUUGUAGUUUGACCUUCUGGAUUUUGUGCUGGAAUUUGCUCGAGUGACUGUUAUUCCAA
Alnus glutinosa is the source of this 2017-nucleotide messenger RNA. RefSeq lists its product as uncharacterized. The transcript has 13 exons. The record is from RefSeq and is a predicted model, not a curated record. The coding region runs from base 125 to 1789 and encodes 554 amino acids. NCBI's taxonomy places the organism in Eukaryota, Viridiplantae, Streptophyta, Magnoliopsida, Fagales, Betulaceae.